This is a messenger RNA of Neoarius graeffei (lesser salmon catfish), 1029 nucleotides long. RefSeq names its product mucin-2-like. NCBI's taxonomy places the organism in Eukaryota, Metazoa, Chordata, Actinopteri, Siluriformes, Ariidae. The annotation marks the transcript as partial. The record is from RefSeq and is a predicted model, not a curated record. The transcript has a single exon.
AUGACAAUCCUGAGUACAACUCCAAGCACCAUUUCAGCAACCACCAUUUCAACCCCAAGUACAACUCCAAGCACCACUUCAGGAACCACAACUCCAAGCACCACUUCAGCAACCACCACUUCAACCCCAAGUACAACUCCAAGCACCACUUCAGGAACCACCACUCCAACCCCGAGUACAACUCCAAGCACCACUUCAGCAACCACCACUUCAACCCCAAGUACAACUCCAAGCACCACUUCAGGAACCACCACUCCAACCCCGAGUACAACUCCAAGCACCACUUCAGCAACCACCACUUCAACCCCAAGUACAACUCCAAGCACCACUUCAGGAACCACAACUCCAAGCACCACUUCCGCAACCACCACUUCAACCCCAAGUACAACUCCAAGCACCAUUGUAACACCAAAUACAACUCCAAGCACCACUUCAGAAACCACCACUUCAGCCCCGAGUACAACUUCAAGCACCACUUCAGCAACUACCACUCCAACCCCGAGUACAACUCCAAGCGCCAUUUCAGGAACCACCACUCCAACCCCGAGUACAACUCCAAGCGCCAUUUCAGGAACCACCACUCCAACCCCAAGUACAACUCCAAGCACCACUUCAGGAAACACCACUCCAACUCCGAGUACAACUCCAAGCACCACUUCCGCAACCACCACUCCAACCCCGAGUACAACUCCAAGCACCACUUCAGCAACCACCACUUCAACCCCAAGUACAACUCCAAGCACCACUUCAGGAACCACAACUCCAAGCACCACUUCCGCAACCACCACUUCAACCCCAAGUACAACUCCAAGCACCACUUCAGGAACCACAACUCCAAGCACCACUUCAACCCCAAGUACAACUCCAAGCACCAUUGUAACACCAAAUACAACUCCAAGCACCACUUCAGAAACCACCACUUCAGCCCCGAGUACAACUUCAAGCACCACUUCAGCAACCACCACUCCAACCCCGAGUACAACUCCAAGCGCCAUUUCAGGAACCACCACUCCAACCCCAAGUACAACU